AUGACUCAAAAGUUUCCUAAAAAUUAUAUCCCUCCUAAGCAAGGCCAUGUUUUAUUUAUUCCAGAUCCAAAUAUUGAAAUUUAUGCUCCAGAUACAGAUACUUUGGAAUCUAUAAUUACUUCUACAAUUACUCAAGAUGAAAGAAGACAAAUUGAUUCCACCAUAUUUUUACCCCUUUAUGAUUUAAUAAUGCCUACUCAUAAACCUAGACGAAAGAAGGCACCUCGAUCACAAAAUUCAUUUGUAAUCUUUCGUAAAAAUUUUCAAGCUAAAAUAACUCACGAAAAAGGACCAGAAUAUUCUGCACAAUUAAAAAUUAUUUCCAAACAUGCAAAAGUUAUAUGGCAUUCAUUAGAUAUUGAAAAAAAAUCCAUUUAUGGAAAAAUUGCUAAUAUUGCUAAUAAAGUACAUAAAACUAUUUGGCCUAAUUAUAGUUAUCAGCCUAAUCGCAAAGAUUAUCAAAGAACUGCAAUUAAUUUUCCUACUUCACCUUCUAAUUCAUUUAAUUCUAACGAAGCUAAACUUUCGGAAUACAAUAUUCCUUUAAAAGCUUCUUCACUUAAAUCGGUUUGUAAUUUACUUGUAUUGGAUAUGUUUAUGAAUGUUUGGUUAACAUUGGAAGCUGGAUGA
Diversispora eburnea is the source of this 630-nucleotide messenger RNA. The record is from the annotation of a GenBank genome assembly. Lineage: Eukaryota; Fungi; Glomeromycota; Glomeromycetes; Diversisporales; Diversisporaceae.